This is a messenger RNA of Aureobasidium vineae, 897 nucleotides long. NCBI's taxonomy places the organism in Eukaryota, Fungi, Ascomycota, Dothideomycetes, Dothideales, Saccotheciaceae. The record is from the annotation of a GenBank genome assembly.
CGACCAACGUUAAUUCAAAGUCGUCAACAUGGCCAGAGGACCCGGCACCGCCUGUCGGCACCUUCGCACUGGCUGCUCGACAAACUGUCGGGCGCCUACGCCCCCAAGGCCUCGCCCGGUCCCCACAAGCUCAGAGACUGCAUGCCUCUGAUCGUCUUCAUCCGUAACCGCCUGAAGUACGCCCUCAACGGCCGCGAGACCAAGGCCAUUGUUAUGCAGCGCCUCAUCAAGGUCGAUGGCAAGGUCCGCACCGACGCCACCUACCCCGCCGGCUUCAUGGACGUUAUCUCGAUCGAGAAGACUGGCGAGAACUUCCGCCUCGUCUACGACACCAAGGGCCGCUUCACCGUCCACCGCAUUACCGCUGAGGAGGCUGAGUACAAGCUCGGCAAGGUCAAGCGCGUCCAGCUUGGCAAGGGCGGCAUCCCAUACUUGGUUACGCAUGAUGCACGCACCCGUUGGAUCAAGAUUUGGCGAUACGGAAAAAAAUNNAUCCGCUACCCCGACCCCGCCAUCAAGGUCAACGACACCGUCAAGAUCGACCUUACCACUGGCAAGAUCUCCGACUUCAUCCGCUUCGACACUGGUGUUAUCGCCAUGGCCACCGGUGGUCGUAACAUGGGUCGUGUUGGUGUCAUCACUCACCGUGAGCGCCACGACGGUGGUUUCAACAUCGUCCACAUCAAGGAUGCCAUUGACAACGAGUUCGCUACCCGUGAGAGCAACGUCUUCGUCAUUGGCCGCGAGAAGCCUUGGAUCUCGCUCCCCAAGGGCAAGGGUGUCAAGGUUCGUAGAUGCAGACUCGGAAAGGCAUAUGAAACAAAUACUGACUCUGACUGCAGCNUCUCCAUUGCUGAGGAGCGUGACCGCCGCCGCGCCCACGCCAUCGCCGGCAAC